Arabis nemorensis is the source of this 534-nucleotide messenger RNA. The record is from the annotation of a GenBank genome assembly. NCBI's taxonomy places the organism in Eukaryota, Viridiplantae, Streptophyta, Magnoliopsida, Brassicales, Brassicaceae.
AUGAUCAUGAGCUCGGAACAAUCACUGUCACCGUCAUCAUCACGGUGGCCAAAGGCGGAGAUUCUUGCGCUUAUAAACUUGAGAAGUGGAAUGGAACCAAGGUACCAAGAUAAUGUCCCUAAAGGACUAUUAUGGGAAGAGAUCUCAACUUCAAUGAAGAGAAUGGGAUACAACAGAAACGCCAAGAGAUGCAAAGAGAAAUGGGAAAACAUAAACAAAUACUACAAGAAAGUUAAAGAAAGCAACAAGAAACGCCCUCAAGAUGCUAAGACCUGUCCUUACUUUCACCGUCUCGAUCUUCUUUACCGCAACAAAGUACUCGGUAGUGGUAGUGGUAGUGGUGGUGUAGGUUCUAGCACCUCCGGUCUACAACCUCAAGACCAAACUACAUCAACGGUACCAAAACAGAGUCCGGUCUCUGCGAUGAAGCCGCCACAAGAAGGAGUUUUCAACAUUCAUCAAACUCAUGGGUCAGGUUCAAGUGAGGAAGAAGAGGAAAGUCCACAAGGAACAACAGAAAAGAAGACCUUGUGA